AUUUGUAGCGGAAAUUUUUGCGUCCGUGCGUUUCUAAGUUCAUAUGCAUAAACAAAACACCCCACAUUAUCUUUCCCUCACAUAUCCGCGGCCACAAUUUUCCCGAUAAAGAAACAACACCCAACUAUGGCAUCUUCGCUAAUCGCUUCUCAAGCUCUCCCGCUUCGACGGCCCCUCCUCCCUCCGAAGCCCCACCGCCCACUACCUUCCCCGCCCCUCCUCCGUUUCUCCACCGUCAAGUCUCCAAAUCUUGGCCUUAGGGUUUUAGCUUCUUCAUCGCCUUCCACUUAUUCAUCAAAACUUUCCCAUCAAUCGCAAGAAAUCCCGAUUGCAUCACUCCUUACCGGCCCGACCCGGAUACUUGCAACUAUUCUCUCUGUUUCCCUUGCAUUUUCGACCUUAAUUGUCAAACUGGUUCAGAAUGUUUGGCCGAUUUUGAUUCCUCAAUGUCUCGUAAAUCCCUGUGCUGGGCUCGGUGCCCUCCAGCCGGCCGGCUCCUUGUUCUUCGCCGCUUUACGUGAUCGCCCCGGUGGAUAUCUCAAUACGCCUUUGACGGUGGUGGCUGCAGGGUUGGCCAAAUGGCUGGAUAUUUACAGUGGGGUUUUGAUGGUUAGGGUUUUGCUGAGUUGGUUCCCCAACAUCCCUUGGGACCGGCAGCCACUCUCUGCAAUUCGGGAUCUUUGUGAUCCGUACUUGAACCUGUUUCGGAAUAUAAUUCCUCCAAUAUUCGAUACCUUGGAUGUUAGCCCACUUUUGGCUUUUGCGGUUCUGGGCACAUUAGGGUCAGUUCUGAACAAUAGCAGGGGCAUUCAUUGAAGGAGGCGAUGAGUGGAUUUGGUUGGCUGAUUGGUUAGUGGCGGAAUUUACGACGAGUAAGGUGGAAGAUAUGCGAAAUAGACAAUCCAAAAUGAAAACUACCUUCUCUAGUUUUGCUUCCACGUGAAUCUUCACCUUCAGGUGUGGAUGGAUGGGGGAAAUAACCCAAAAUAAUAAUGUAGUUGGAGAACGGGCAGGUAUCUUGAAGUUGAGCUUGAUUGAUAUGGAAAUUGAAAGUUCCCUUUUUUUCCAUUUCUUCACGGCUUUGAUUUCACGCAUAUUUUCAUUGUGCAAGGGAACGGCUUGAAAGUUGAAUGAGCGAAUAUGGGAUUUCGCUUGUACUGGUCUGUUUGGUGUAUCAGAGGCAAGUAAGAUGUGACAUACCACCACACACUUUCUAAUUUGGAAUCCUGAUUCCUAAGAUUGGCUUGAAUUCGACCUACUCCCCACUUUAUCUAUGAAUUAGAAUGGAAUUUUGUAUGGACUUGGUUUUUUCUUAUUAGUUAUUAAGGGGGUGUUUUGGCUAGAAGUUGAGUUGUAAAAUUUGUUGUAUAAAAGAGUAAUCAAGCAUAAAAUUGGCACUUUUAUUUUUUAUUUUUUAAUUUUUAUUGUGGAGCCUUCAAAUUCCUUUGAUCAAAGGUGGGGAGUUGAACACCUCUUAAGUGGUUAUCUUAUGGUACAAUAAUGGAGUAUUGGGACUAGUGACUAUCGUCGAUGGUCAAUAGUUAACACAGGAGUCUCUGAUAUUUGAUUCCAAUCACCAAUCAUAGUUUCGGUUGUAGGUCAAUGAUCUCUAGCUCUAGUUGCUAGUAGAGAUCAAUGAUACAAACGACUGACAACCAACUUUGUCAACCACUUAAAUUUGAUUUGAGGUAUUCUUCAUAAUGUAUAGUAAUUGGACACUUGUAGAAACAUUUUUAUUUUUAAUAUAGGGUAAACUAUAUUUUUGAAAAAGAAGUGUAAUGGUACAAUCAAAGUGUUUACAAUUAUUUUUUUUUAAAAUAGAAAAAUGUUGAAAUGAAAAUGUAGUCUUAAAAACCAUUUCUUUUACUGCACAAUUCGAAUAGGCUCUCAUGGUUAGAAUAAAGAAAAAAAUGGGUUAUGGGUUUCAGUAAGAAGAGUACUGUUGUCGAUAACGUGAAGAAGACAAGAUGUAAAGCAAAUAGAUGAUACGUGUAGGGAAACUGGAAGAUAUAGUGUCCACCUUGCAAUCCUUUGGGGAACUUCCCAGAAGCUAAAAACCCCAUCUUCCACUUCACAAACCCAAUCCCCCCGCCCUUAUUUACCCAUAAAACCAUGACAUAAUUAGCAACAUCUCUCAAUAAUGGAGAGAAAGGAGAAUAUGGGUGUUUUUGUUUUGGUAUUAUGGAUAAUGAUGAUGCUGAUUAUCAUUAUUGGUGUUGGGAAGGCUGAUGGAGAAGCACCAAAUAAGAUAGUUUCAGAAACAGUCAAAUCAGCAGAAGCGGCAUCGUCUGCGCCUCCUAAUCCUAACUCUUACUGGAAGAAAGUGCGAAAGCUAGUCAAUAAAGCCUACGCCUAUCUCUUCCCUCCCAAAAUAGAUUUUCGACCAGGAAAGCCCGUGGAAGAUGGCGGAGUGAGUGUGAAUGGGAAUGGGAAUGUGAAGGAAGCUGUUACUAAGAGCUUCCAAAAGACGAAGGAAAUGGUGGAGGAUUCAGCCAAAGCUGCCGCUGAAACGCUUCAAAUACAACAACAACAACAACCAGAUUCAGAACUUUAGAAUCCCAUCCUCCAGGUUUCUUUUCACUUCUUGGUUGUUCUAUACUAUUCUCCCAGUUUAUGUCUUCUCGUUAUUUGUUUUUGGUGGAUGGUAAAUGAUAUGCUCUACAAAUUUUGGACAUUUGAAAAUGGCCAUGGGCCUAAAACCCACUACUCCAAUGGGUCUCACUAGUUUAUGCAUUUGGGCUGCCAUCUCAACCCCAUACAUCAUCCCAUAUUACUUUAGGGGAUGGGUUGGCCUAUGGAGUUGGGAGGGUCGUGUUAGAGGGAGUGCAGGUGUCCUUUGGUCAUGGAGUUUUGUGUACAUAUUAAAAAUAAAAAUAUUAAUUUUAUGUCUUAUUAACUUUUU
Messenger RNA from Benincasa hispida (wax gourd), 2902 nucleotides. Lineage: Eukaryota; Viridiplantae; Streptophyta; Magnoliopsida; Cucurbitales; Cucurbitaceae. The record is from RefSeq and is a predicted model, not a curated record.